Messenger RNA from Rotaria socialis, 684 nucleotides. Lineage: Eukaryota; Metazoa; Rotifera; Eurotatoria; Philodinida; Philodinidae. The record is from the annotation of a GenBank genome assembly.
AUGGCACAAUCACCAGAUCAGACAAUUGAGUAUUUUCAAUCAUUAACUAACUGGAAUGAUCGACAAGCUGUCAUUGAGUUUUUGGAAAUGUACGAAUGGGAUGUCAGUUUUGCUAUAGAAGCAUUUUUGACUGAGUGUGAGCGAGUUACAAAUGUUAAACCAAAGACGCCCACUUUACUUCGAACCAUUUCAACAGAAGUAGGAAUUCGAUAUAGCUCAACGAAUGAUAAUUCAACACAACAAGAAGCAAUUUCUGAAAAUCAUCAUCAGCAAAUAUCAUAUACGUAUAAUCCAAAAACAGCGGUAUGGCGCGCUCGUUCAAUAGCAUCGCAAGAUAGUUUAUCUCAAUAUCAUAGUCUACAAAUGAUUAGUUUUAAAAACGGUACAAUGGAAGGAAAUCCUGAAGAGCAACAAAUAAAACUUUUCAAUUCAGAUACGCCUCCCCUCAUUACCAAUAUAUCUUCGAAUGAUCCGAUCGAGGAAGCUAGACUGAUCGCAAACAAAAUACCAAAAUAUGUUUAUGAAAAUAAUGAUUUUCGAAAUGAUCCACCAUUAAAUAUUCCAGAUGAAUAUAAAGAUUUUAUUUGGUUUGCUAUACCUAUAGAUGUUAUUCGAAAAAUUAUCAUUGAUUUUGAACAAAAUGGUUCUAGAACAGUACCGUUCCGUCCAAAUAGCGAUAAUUAA